Molecule: messenger RNA, 1746 nt
Organism: Chiloscyllium plagiosum (whitespotted bambooshark)
Lineage: Eukaryota; Metazoa; Chordata; Chondrichthyes; Orectolobiformes; Hemiscylliidae
Product: neuronal vesicle trafficking-associated protein 1-like
Biological process (GO): clathrin coat assembly; endosomal transport
Cellular component (GO): endosome; membrane
Molecular function (GO): clathrin light chain binding
Source: RefSeq, a predicted model, not a curated record
CAGCAGGAAGACGGUCUGAUGUCCCUUUAAAGGUGGGACGUCCUGUUGUUUACAAGGCUCGGUGCCGCGGCUGCGUCACCACAGACGAGGCUUGAAAAUGAAAACAUUUUCCAAACUCGAUCAAUGACUUUUUACUGCAUCCGAUGAAGCGCUUCUUGAGCUGCCUUCUUUAUUUCCGCCAUUUUUCUAUCUGAGCCAGGGCGACAUUUCCUCGGAGACAACGAUCAAAGAACAUUAUUCUUUUGUUGGUUGGGGAAAAUAACAUACGUAUAUAAUCAGCUUCUGAAUAGAGGAAGCCCCUCCAGUGAUUGCCGGUUCUCUGCAGCCAUGGUGAAGUUAGGGAACAAUUUGACCGAGAAGAGCAAUGGGAAGGCUGCAGCCACAGAUGGCUUCGAUACCAUCCCUCUCAUCACGCCACUCGACGUCAACCAGCUCCAGUUCCCAGCUCCAGACAAGGUUAUAGUUAAAACACGGGCGGAAUAUCAGCCAAGUCAAAAGAAAGGCAAGUUUCAAGCACCGAAAAUUGCUGAAUUUACCAUCAGCUUCACUGACGGGGUUUCGGAGAGAUUCAAGGUCACAGUUCUCAUUCUCUUUGCACUGGCAUUUCUUACCUGCAUAGUGUUCCUGGUGGUGUACAAGGCUUACAAGUAUGAGCACAGCUGCCCAGAUGGAUUUGUCUUCAAGCAUAACCGCUGCAUUCCAUCUGGCUUGGAGACCUACUACUCGGAGCAAGAUUCUGCUUCUCGGGGAAGAUUUUACACUGUCAUCAACCACUACAACUUGGCUAAACAGACCAUUUCACGCUCUGUAUCACCCUGGUUGGCUGCACUUUCUGAAGAGAAAGCAUUGGAGAAGGAAACUGAAGGUGCUGGCAAAACAGCUGAGUAAACUGCCAGGUCUGACCAGCGGUUCCUUGCCAAAAUCACCACAGGAACCAACAUUAGCUGCUUAAUGUACAAGGCACUGACAUUAGCAAGGUAUGGAAGAGUUAAUUUGGUCUAGUUCAGUUUUUCUUCCACUCCUGUUCAUUUUGUUCAUGUUAUUUGUAAGUGUUAAUGAAACUCUUUGCAAGAUGGCAUGCUUGUCUCAUUUUGUUAGGACUUCAACUAGGAAUGCUGUACUUUUAUUAAUCUCAGGUUGUGGAUGUGAAAGUAAAUAAGUAGAAAAGUCCUGCUCCACAUACCAAUUCUCUGGCUAGAUCUUCUAAAAAUGCAAUUAAACUCUUACAUUAAUUAUGCUUUUUUUUAGAUAAAGGGCAAAGUCACCUCCAAAAACCCUGUAUACUAGGUAAUGGAUACUUGAUCAUAUGAUAUGUUAGAUUAGCGAAUUUCUCUUGUAUUGUCAAAUUAGCAAAUACAGCAAAGUAUAUUACUAUGGUUCUGUGUUAACUUAUAAUGUGAAUUGUUUUUUCUUAGAAUAUGAAAGCAGUAAGAGAUUUUAUAAAACAAACCAUUAGAAUAAAAUACUCCAUUCUGUCUGAUGCCAAGAUGUUGAUACAAACAUUGCAUCUAGCUGAAAUUGAGUCCAGGGAAUGGAUAGGUUGGAGUCACUUAUGGAAUUGCAAAUUUGGUAGCUGGAUCAUGGAGAUGAUAUAUUGUCUUAUAACAUACAAGUCUGUUUACAACAAACAGUGUUGAAACUAUGUUUAAACAAAAUGAAAGGCUACCAUUGUCACAGUUUAUUGACAGACAGCUAAGCAGAGCUCCUCUCUAGCACCCCCCACACACCCACCCCAGAAUUUGUAAA